GAGAGGGGGAGGAUGUGGCAACAGGUGGGAGCUGAGAGGGCCAGGUGAGCGAGGAGAUGCGAGGUAGUCUUGAGGUUCCCUGGAGCUUGGAACACCAGUGAGCGGUCAGUGUCGAACCACCAGCGUUCAGGGGAGGUAUACGCACGCUCUCUCCUCCUCUUCCCUCCAUUCUCCAACACGUAGCAACUCUUUCCUCCAUCUCUACCUCCCUGUCUUCCACGCCUCUUCCUCGCCUCUCCCUUCCUCCCCCAAGUACUUCCUUUAAAUUCAGUCACGUUACCUGUUCAGUUCGUUUCCUUUCUACCUGUCGCUGUUAAUUCUCAGUGUUGCAAGGUGGUAAUGCGUCUUUCCAGUCACUGCCCCUUGUUUACCUGUGCCGCCUUACCUGUACAGUCACUUGGCCACCUGUAGAGUCACGUGACAUUUCUUUGGCUUUCGGUGUUCAAAGUUUGUGUCAUUUUCAUUCCCUUGUGCUAGAAAGAGUGACUGACAGUGAGUACGGGUGGUCACUUUUAGUCUCUCUCUCUCUCUCUCUCUCUCUCUCUCUCUCUCUCUCUCUCUCUCUCUCUCUCUCUCUCUCUCUCUCUCUCUCCGGAAGUGCCAUACACAUCAAGGAAUUGUUAAAAAGACACAUCCAAGUGGAAAAAUGCAUAUUACGUCAUUUGAGAUGGAGGGCAUUGGAGAAAUGAAGGUGGAUGUGGAAGCGAGUGAGGAGCAGAAGAGGAGAAAGACGGAGGUGGCAAAGUCAAGGGAGGUGUUGGUGGAGGACGCACCGCAUUCACGUCUCCUUUACUCCCUGGAGGACAUCCCCCCCUGGUACACCUGCCUGGCGCUCGGGAUACAGCACUUCCUGAUGAUGGUGGAGUCUACAGUGAGUAUUCCUUAUCUUCUGACCCCCGUGAUGUGCAUGGUGGCCACUGAUCCUGCAAGGGGCGCCAUUGCUUCCACCAUUAUCUUUGUGAGUGGUGUCGUGACUCUUCUACAAACCACCUUUGGCGUCAGGUUGCCAAUUGUUCAGGGAGGCACGCAUGGCUUCCUCAGCCCUAUCUUGGCCAUCCUCGCCCUGAUGCCCUGCCCUCCGGAGAAUGAGAUACUUGAACUUGACUUAGACGACCGCCGUGACCUCUGGCAGUCCCGUAUGCAGCAGGUCCAGGGGGCGAUCUGCGUGGCCUCCUUGUUUCAGGUCGUGAUUGGGUUCACAGGCGUGGUGGGCAUUCUCUUACGCUGGAUCACCCCACUGGUCAUCGUUCCAACCAUCACCCUCAUUGGCUUCUCCCUCUUCCAAGUGGCGGCAAACAAAGCGUCCUCUCACUGGGGCAUCUCUGCCUUAACCGUUGGUCUGUUGAUUCUCUUCUCCCAGUACCUCGGGAACGUUGCCCUACCCUGGUUCUCCUACUCCAGGGGCCGAGGAUUCACGCGCACCAAAGUUUUUGUCUUCAAACUGUUCCCGGUGAUCCUUGCAGUGGCGUUAUCCUGGGGCCUCUGCUGGCUUCUCACCUAUCUGGAGGUUCUUCCCGAGGACAGCCACGCCAGGACGGACCUACGUACCAACAUGCUCUACGAGGCCCCUUGGUUCCGCCUCCCCUACCCAUGUCAGUGGGGCAUGCCGUCUGUGAGUGUGGCUGGAGUGAUGGGGGUGCUGGCGGGGGUGGUGGCUAGCGUGGUGGAGAGCAUAGGGGACUACUACGCCUGCGCCAGACUCUCAGAAGCACCGGCGCCUCCCAAGCACGCCAUCAACAGAGGCAUUUGGAUGGAGGGGAUUGGCUGCGUCCUGGCGGGUCUCUUCGGCACAGGUAGCGGCACCACAUCUUACUCUCAGAACGUCGGGGCCAUUGGCGUAACAAAGGUGGGAAGCCGCCGAGUGGUCCAGUACAGCGCGGCCGUUAUGUUAGUCUGUGGCGUGGUGGGUAAGGUUGGCGCCCUCUUCAUCACUGUGCCAGAGCCUAUCAUUGGUGGCAUCUUCAUCGUGGUGUUUGGCAUGAUAACAGCCGUUGGAAUAUCGAAUGUACAAUAUGUUGACCUAAACUCCUCCAGGAAUCUCUUUGUCUUGGGUUUCUCGCUCUUCUUCGGCCUGGCGCUUCCCAUGUGGAUGCAGAAGCCAGAGAACAGUGCUAUCAUAAAAACUUCACUGCCCAUCUUAGACCAGGUACUGUCCGUCCUUCUCAGAACUUCUAUGUUCGUGGGCGGUUUCCUUGGGUUCUUCCUUGACAACACAAUCCCUGGAACGGAGGAGGAGCGCGGUUUGGUGAAGUGGAAGGCAAUGCUUGAGAAGAAGCAAACAGGGAAUGAAGAAUCAGUCGUGGAUACUUCUUGUUACGACCUCCCCUUCGGCAUGGAGAGGAUAAGAAAGUGGGGAUGGACAAGGUUUGUACCAGUGCUGCCAACCUUUGCUGGGUGGAAAGCCAUCACAAGAAAAUACUCACUUUCUCCCUCAAAGUGCAGUAAGAUAUAGCCCCGCCCACCAGCAGUUUACCACCCAAACGCCCACCAAUCCUACAGUACGCCCACCCGCCCACUCGCCCACCUCGUUUAAUUGUUUUUGUCUCGUUUUUCUUAUUGUAUAUUUUUAACUUAUCUUUUUUAUUUCUUAUUUUGUUUUAUUUUCUAUUUCAAGAUGAUACCAAAGCUGUGUUCAAGUGUUAUUUCUCUCUCUCUCUCUCUCUCUCUCUCUCUCUCUCUCGGGUUACCAUAUUCCACGUAUUUUUCUUAAUAUUUUCUUUUGUGUUCCGUUGACUAAUUUUAUUUCACAAAUUGUAAAGAAAAGUGUUCAUCAUGUUUUCAUUUUUUUUUUUUCGUAGCUAGUCAUGAAAGUACAUUCUUAAGUAUUAAGUUAAGAAAGUAUUCUUAACAUGUACUAAACACAACUUGAGCUAAUCUAACUUAAUUUAACCUAACUUAACCUGACAACCUCCCAUCCUUUGCAAUUUUACCACACUUCCAUCCCUCAGUCAUCCUUGCCCUCAGCCCUCUUCCCUCAACUAGUCUCCCCCAGUUUCUUUUAAUCUAUUCCUGGUCUUCUCUUACUACGUGACCGAACAACCUCAUAUCUUAAUCUUAUCGCUUUUCUAAUACUUCCAACUGACCACCUCAUUAUGGUAACCUAGCCCAGUACUUAUGAUGUUUACCCCAUCACUGCCUGACUGUAAUGUGGGUGGGAUCAUGUGCCUUAGUGCAGGUGUGAGGCGAGUCUUGACAGAUUUCUAAGCACACAGGGACAGUGGAGUGUGCAAAGUUUAAGGGCCGCAUUUCCUCACCACGACUGUUUUCAAAGGCCAUAGAGGUGAUUAGCCAGUUCCCAAGAGUGCUUCUCCUCAUGGUUAUGUAGAAAUGUUGUUAAUCUGUCACUAGAGCCAUGAAAAGCACCCUUAAAAACCCGUGUACGUUAAAUUAGAGGGUUUUGAGUGUAGUGGAGAUGAGUAGAUGCGGCGCGGAUGUUUCAGUGUACGGCCCUCUAGUUGUGUUACGUAUGACUUAAUGAUCGUCUGAAUGGUUGAUAUGCUUUGGAUGGAUCAAAUAAAGACGCUUCUUGUUGAA
Messenger RNA from Scylla paramamosain (green mud crab), 3534 nucleotides. RefSeq names its product solute carrier family 23 member 1-like. NCBI's taxonomy places the organism in Eukaryota, Metazoa, Arthropoda, Malacostraca, Decapoda, Portunidae. Bases 647 to 2452 code for a protein of 601 amino acids. The record is from RefSeq and is a predicted model, not a curated record. Gene Ontology annotation, biological process: transmembrane transport. The transcript has 13 exons. Gene Ontology annotation, molecular function: transmembrane transporter activity. Gene Ontology annotation, cellular component: membrane.